AUGGCAUCCUCCUCUUCCUUCCUUCUCCUCGCUGUUCUUCUUCCCUUGGUCUCAUGGCAGGCCACUGCCUCCGAUCCUAGCCCCCUCCAGGACUUUUGUGUCGCCGACAUGAAUUCACCAGUACGUGUCAAUGGGUUUGUUUGCAAGAACCCAAUGGAGGUUAACGUUGAUGACUUCUUCAAGGCAGCCGCCCUCGACAAGCCUAGGGUGACCAACAAGGUUGGAUCCAACGUCACUUUGAUCAACGUCAUGCAGAUUGCUGGACUCAACACCCUCGGCAUCUCAAUUGCGCGCAUUGACUAUGCUCCCUUGGGUCAGAACCCACCACAUACGCACCCUCGCGCCACUGAGAUCCUCACGGUGCUCGAGGGGACACUGUAUGUUGGCUUUGUUACAUCCAACCAGCCCGCCCCAAACAGAAACAAGUUCCUCUCGAAGGUGCUCAACAAAG
This is a messenger RNA of Triticum aestivum (bread wheat), 451 nucleotides long. Its product is annotated as germin-like protein 8-11. The annotation marks the transcript as partial. The record is from RefSeq and is a predicted model, not a curated record. NCBI's taxonomy places the organism in Eukaryota, Viridiplantae, Streptophyta, Magnoliopsida, Poales, Poaceae. The transcript has 2 exons. Gene Ontology annotation, molecular function: manganese ion binding.